Messenger RNA from Nematolebias whitei (Rio pearlfish), 1820 nucleotides. It is a transcript of the gene wasf3b, whose product is annotated as WASP family member 3b. Bases 148 to 1617 code for a protein of 489 amino acids. Lineage: Eukaryota; Metazoa; Chordata; Actinopteri; Cyprinodontiformes; Rivulidae. Gene Ontology annotation, cellular component: cytoskeleton; SCAR complex. Gene Ontology annotation, biological process: actin cytoskeleton organization; positive regulation of Arp2/3 complex-mediated actin nucleation. The record is from RefSeq and is a predicted model, not a curated record. The transcript has 9 exons. Gene Ontology annotation, molecular function: protein kinase A regulatory subunit binding; actin binding; Arp2/3 complex binding.
AAAGGUUUUUCACCGGAGUGGUCAGACUGGGUUGUGAAGGGGAUACAGGAUGGCAGAGCUAAUAUGAGUAUCUAACGGUGCAUUCGGACGAACUGAUUUCUUCUAAUAAUUCAAGUACUGUUUGUGUCGGGAGCGUGAGGCCUCGCCAUGCCGCUGGUGAAGAGGAACAUCGAGCCGCGUCACCUCUGCAGAGGAGCGCUGCCCGAGGGCAUCGGCAGCGAGCUGGAGUGUGUGAUGAACAACACGCUGUCUGCCAUCAUUCGCCAGCUCAGCAGCCUGAGUAAACAUGCAGAGGACAUAUUCGGCGAGCUGUUCAACGAGGCCAACAGCUUCUACCUUCGUGCCAACUCUCUGCAGGACCGCAUCGACCGGCUCGCUGUCAAAGUCACACAGCUGGACUCCACUGUGGAGGAAGUGUCUCUGCAAGAUAUCAACAUGAGGAAGGCCUUUAAGAGCUCCACCACUCAGGACCAGCAGGUGGUGUCCAAGAGCAGCGUGCCGAAUCCAGUCAGAGAGAUGUACAACGUGAGCGACAAGCCUCCCCCUCUCACCAUCCUCACACCUUACAGGGAUGAUCAUAAGGAAGCUCUUAAAUUCUACACAGACCCCUCCUACUUUUUUGACUUGUGGAAAGAAAAGAUGCUUCAGGACACUGAGGACAAGAGGAAAGAGAAGAGGAAGCAGAAGGAGCAGAGGCGAUGUGUGGAUGGAACGUUGCAAAGGGAAGUUAAGAAGGUCCGCAAGGCGAGGAAUCGUCGACAGGAGUGGAACAUGAUGGCUUUGGAUAAAGAGCUGAGGCCAGACCAUCGACAUACCAUACACCGAGACAGAGCAGCUUCCUCUGAGGGGUCCAUGUCUCCGGAGAACAGGGGUCACGGUGCAGAGCAGCAUUAUUACCCCAACAGUAUGAACCAUGCUGGCCACGCCCACACCUAUUCUGGCCCGCCGCCCAGCGCGCUGGCUGCUCACAUGGCGGCUGGACACGCCCCUCGUGGAGGAGCUGAACACGACAGCAGAGGCAGGACUAUGCUGGCCUAUCAGGGGGGCACGCUGGGUCGCUCUCACCACCACCAGGUCCCUCUGCCUCCUCCACCUGCUGAUGCAAUAAACGGGGGCUCUAUGUCUCUCCCACCUGUAGAAUACAGUAUGGAUGGCUAUGCCAACACUGCUCCUCCUCCUCCCCCCGCACCUCUCAUCCCUUCUGUUCAGACGGCCUUUGCCUUACCACCUGGAGGUCCAGUGCCUCCUGGUACAAUGGCUGCUGGCGCCGGCGGAUACGCUCCACCUCCACCACAUGUAUCUGGAGGCCCAGCAGUUCCUCCUCCUCCUGGUCCUCCACCUCUACCUGCUCCAGCUGGUGCCUCCCACUCCACAACUCACAAGAUAUUGUCCACUGCACCGGUUGAGAACACGGCGAUCAGUGACGCUCGCAGUGAUCUGCUGGCUGCUAUACGUAUGGGCAUCCAGCUGAAGAAGGUGCAGGAGCAACAAGAGCAGCAGGCCAAGAGAGAGCCGGUGGGAAACGACGUGGCCACCAUCCUGUCCAGACGCAUCGCCGUGGAAUACUCGGACUCCGAGGACGACUCGGAGUUGGAGGAGAACGACUGGUCGGAUUAACGCACGCACACCCACAGGCAAAACAUAGGACAACUUCUGACACUGUUAGAUUUGCAAUCAGUUCAUCUCACCUGGAAGAAUGCUCACAGGUAAUCACUGAUUUUGUUGCUGAAGAACUCACGCGCUACACCUGCACACAAUCACAUGCAAAAAAAAAAAAACCUGAAUGCUUCAAAACUGGGAAUAUAUAUAUAUAUAUAUAU